Molecule: messenger RNA, 1416 nt
Organism: Serendipita indica DSM 11827
Lineage: Eukaryota; Fungi; Basidiomycota; Agaricomycetes; Sebacinales; Serendipitaceae
Source: the annotation of a GenBank genome assembly
AUGGCCGUUCGUCCCGUCUCGCCUGUACCAUCCAGUCUCAAUGCACAUAAAGAGAUCAUUCUCGACAGUUCCGAGUCUACGACGGGACUCUGGUUCAUUCCGCCGAAUCUCGCUCUCCCACCUCGCAAUCAACGAGGACCGUCGCACUCGAGACGUAGGCCGAUGAAUCACGUCCCUCGCCCACGCAAUGCAUUUAUCCUCUUCCGCUCCCACUUUUACGCGAUGAACGUCUUGCCCUCCGAGCUCGACUUUUGCAAGGACCAUCGACAAAUCUCACGCAUCGUGUCUAUUAUUUGGGCAAAGCUCACAGAGGUACACAAGAGCCGGUUCUUUGCGCUCGUUGAGGAGGAACAACUUGCCCACCAGCGGCUCUUUCCGACGUACCAAAUUCCGAACAAGGAAUCAAAAGACACGGGGAAGGAACGCACUUCUCAUACAAAGACCAAGGUCGAUGUCGAGGAGAACCCAGCCAAGUUAACAGCAGAGGAAUUGCAGUGUCGUGAGAUUGCCGCCCUCGUUCUUCAAGGGAUUUGUGGGCCCGAGUUGGCAACAAAGAUCCAGGAUAUCAUCCAAACACACCAACAACGACCACGCACGACGAAUGCCGCUGGAUCCUCCCCAGCACCUUCUAUCGAAGAAGCAGAAGAAGAGAAUGUCGCCCCAUCGAGCACACCACACGCCUCGACGUACAGGUCUUUGUCUCGUUCACCCUCGCCGUCCAUCUCUGUCUCAAGUUUGCCUGCUGCAAAGCACCGCUCACCAUUAUCCUUGGAGAAGGGGAGUAAGAAUAGUCUAACAGCGGUAUACGCACGACUGGCCAACCCACCUCGACGCGCCCGUGCUUCGGCCGUGUACACCAUGGACUACGACUCUGACUCCGCUGACGCAGAUGGACUCGAACGAAUGGACAUGACCUCAGGUAUUCCACCGAGUCUCAUCACAUUACGUGGAUCCCCACCGUCGUCUUUGCUUUCAACCAGCAACAUCCCAUCCUCGGCAGGAAAGGCAAGCGAAGCAGUGACUCCCUCACGCGAGUCGAGUCUCGUACCUGUAUCCAACUUCGAAGCCAACAGGGUUCAACUUGACUGUUCGGAGGCGCUAGAGACCGAGGACUCAAUCCACUGGUCAUUCGAAGACGAGAUGGGAACAGCCUCCAACUCGUGUUCGCUCGAACCAGAGGAUUCUAUGGAUCCGUUAUCUCACACAGAGGCAGACUCUUGUGACUCUUCCGAAUCACUCGAGCGUGAAUUUUUUGCACAGCGUGGUCGGACGCCGUUUGAUCCUGAGGACUUGACGUGCUAUGGACCAGCAUUUACGAUAGUGCCAUACGAGCACUCCAUUCUUGCAAUGAUUCAACGCGCCAACCAGGAGUUUGCCCAGUACGAAUCUGUGUCACCUGCCCAGUUGCAUAUGUAA